GCAUAUAAAGUUGAUUUUCGAUAUCAUAAUUAUACGGAAAUGCAUGACUUUCUUCUUGAAACAUCAUCACGUUAUCCAAAUUUAACAUCUCUUUAUUCAAUUGGAAAAACUGCUCAGAAUCGUGAUCUGUGGGUAAUGGUCGUUUCAUCAUCACCUCAUAAACACAUGAUUGGAAAGCCUAAUGUUAAAUAUGUUGCUAAUAUUCAUGGCAAUGAAGUUGUCGGACGUGAACUCAUGCUUCAUUUAAUUCACUUACUGGUCACUCAAUAUGGCACUGAUGAUCACAUCACUUGGCUAUUAGAUAAUACAAGAAUUCAUAUUUUACCAUCAAUGAAUCCUGACGGUUUUGCAAAGGCAAAAGAGGGAUAUUGUGAAGGUACUACAGGAAGGGGUAAUUCUCGGGGUUUUGAUCUCAAUAGAAAUUUUCCGGAUCACUUUGAAAAAGUAUAUAGUGAAGUUCAACUAGAAACUGAAGCAAUUAAACAAUGGAUAUCAAAAAUUCAGUUUGUUUUAUCAGGCUGUUUCCAUGGCGGUGCUCUAGUUGCAAGUUAUCCAUAUGAUAAUAUACCCAAUAGAAGAUCUAGCAGUUCCAAACGUCAAAGAGCAAGUUUAUCACCUGAUAAUGAUGUAUUUAAACAUUUAUCAAUGGUUUAUUCAACAAAUCAUAAAACAAUGCACCUUGGUAUAGGAUGUUCAUAUGGAAGCAGAUCGUUUAGUUUUAAAAAUGGUAUAACAAAUGCUGCUGAAUGGUAUCCAUUACCUGGUGGUAUGCAAGACUUUAAUUAUAUUCAGCAUGGUUGUAUGGAAGUAACAUUUGAAAUAUCAUGUUGUAAAUAUCCACCAGCAAAUCAGCUGAAAAAAUUCUGGGAGGAAAAUCGUAUCGCACUUGUUAGUUAUUUGGCUGAAGCACACAAAGGUGUUCAAGGGUUUGUCAUUGAUGAAUUUGGAAAACCAAUUGACAGAGCUUCAGUCAUUGUGAAAGGUCGUGAUAUAAAAUUUUCAACAACAAAGUAUGGUGAAUUUUGGAGAAUUCUUUUGCCUGGUAACUACACACUUCAGGUUUCUGCAGAAGGAUACAGUCCAAGUGAAAUUGAUUUUACAGUUUUUGAACAGCAUCCAACACGUUUGAAUGUUACACUACACAGAACAAAGGCUGAACAAGAAAAAAAAGGUUUAUGUGGUUAUAAUUUAUCCGCCAAAAGUUUUAUGAGACGAGCAAAUUCCAGUGAGUUUCCAUGGAUAGUUGGUGUUUAUCGAAAAUCGGGUACAUAUGUUUGUGCUGGUGCAUUGCUAAGUAAUGGAACUGUUUUGACUGUUGCUCAUCGAUUACAAGGUUUACAAGCCCACCAUUUGAUUAUCCGUAUUGAUCAAUCGAAUCAACGUGUUCAAGAAAUAAUAAUAAAUGAAAAUUUCAAUACAUCCAAAUCCGAACACAAUUUUGCACUUCUUCGAUUUACUGAACUAGCUGAAUUUGCAGUUGAAAAGCUAAUUUCUUUACCCAAACAGAAUAUUAAUACUAGCAAUUGUAUCAUGGUUGAUUGGGAAGCUAGAGGCCGCGAAAAUAAAAUAAAUCGAAUAGAGGUUGAAAUCAUCAAACAUGAUAAUUGUUCUGAAUUACCUUUUAAUAAGAAUAAAAAACUUUGUCAGACUGAGCCAGGAAAUCCAAUUGUCUGUGAAAUAGCUGAUGUUAGUGGAAGUUUGACCAAGAAUUAUCGUUUAGUUGGUUUGACUGCUACAUUUUGUAAUGGCAGUCUUCCUCAACAACCAGUUUAUAUUACCAAUGUUGUAGAUGAAGCAUCUUGGAUCAAUAAAAAACUCUAAAAAAAGUUUCGUCAAGUAUUGUCUUUCCAAAUUAGCAGAUAGCUAUAACAGUUGAUCAUAUUAAAAAUUAAUUU
This is a messenger RNA of Aphidius gifuensis, 1895 nucleotides long. RefSeq names its product carboxypeptidase D-like. The transcript is spliced from 11 exons. NCBI's taxonomy places the organism in Eukaryota, Metazoa, Arthropoda, Insecta, Hymenoptera, Braconidae. Gene Ontology annotation, biological process: proteolysis. Gene Ontology annotation, cellular component: cell surface. Gene Ontology annotation, molecular function: zinc ion binding; serine-type endopeptidase activity; metallocarboxypeptidase activity. The record is from RefSeq and is a predicted model, not a curated record. Bases 40 to 1821 code for a protein of 593 amino acids.